Talaromyces marneffei is the source of this 1536-nucleotide messenger RNA. RefSeq lists its product as uncharacterized. The record is from RefSeq and is a predicted model, not a curated record. The coding region runs from base 1 to 1536 and encodes 511 amino acids. NCBI's taxonomy places the organism in Eukaryota, Fungi, Ascomycota, Eurotiomycetes, Eurotiales, Trichocomaceae. Gene Ontology annotation, molecular function: DNA-binding transcription factor activity, RNA polymerase II-specific; zinc ion binding. The transcript has 5 exons. Gene Ontology annotation, biological process: regulation of DNA-templated transcription.
AUGCAUUCUGUACAGCGGCCCUUCCAGUCAGGCCACACGACGUCAGCGUCCGGUUUUUUACGUUUCUGUGAGGUUUGCGAUAAGCCUUUCUUGAAGGAAGUAUCGUAUCAUCGCCAUAUUGUCUACUGCCGUCGAGCCAAGAAUCGGCGUCGGACUCGCCUCAGGUCUUGUCGAGCAUGCAGUGCUGCUAAAGCAAAGUGCAGCUUCCAACCCCAGUGCUUGCGAUGCACAAAUAAGGGCAUUGAUUGUGUGUAUGACACGGUGGCUGUGGCUUCUUCUGUUCCGGACCAAGUGAGAGUCGAGCAUAUGGCGCAAAUCACUACACCGGCCUUAUCCUCGGCAUCUUUAACAGGGGAUGGCUUGGCUUUGGGCGACUUGUUCACUUCAUGCGAUACAGAUAGUGCGCAAAUUGACAUCGAUUGGGAUGCACUUGGUGAUGCCUCCGCACACACAUCCAAAAUCAACCUUCCCCGUCUGAACGAGCCGAUACCGAAACCUACCUCCCACGGACGAAUUCCCUUUCAUGAUUCAGACGGUAGACAUUCCGAAGACAUCUCGCUCAAUAUAGAUUCUUGGAAUCCUCUUCAAUCUCCCGAAUUUACCUCUUCCGCUCUUACUCUUCGAGGCGAAGAUUUGUCUACUUUUUCCGGGCAUGCGCAGUCCUCUGAAUACUCGGGCUCAAAUUUUCUAGCUCGACUCCCAAUAUCAGAACCCGUGUCGCGGUUCAUCGCAACCAGUGUCAUAGAGAUGAUUCGCACUUACCCAUUGAUGAUGCUUCGUAUAGAGAACCUUCCACCUUUCAUACACGGCCACUGGUAUCGUCCCUCAGUCAAUGGCCGAUCUUCUCUGCCAGAACCACUAGUUAAUUGCAUGGGUAUAGCACAGAUAUUUGCUUCUCGUAAUAUCGAGAGCAAGAGUUACUUGUGGCAUUUGGUGAAGUUAGAGCAACAAUCCUUUAUUGAGCUGAACAAGCACCGCAAGUUCUCACGAGACGAUUUACUUGCAGCCAUACAAGCUCAGAUCAUGUACAUCAUCAUGCGGAUUAUUGAUAACUCUAAGACGGACCAAAGCAUGAAUUUGGAAAUGCUUGUAACUCAUGAGAUACUUUGCGAGAGCCUCGUGCAACUAUGCAAAGAGCCGUUUUGCCGAGAUGAGAGGCUACAUCCCAGUCCCAAUUGGGAAGACUGGGUAUUUGCUGAAUCCAGGAGAAGGACCGCUCUUGUGUGGUUUCUGAUUGCUCAGACGAUCCACAUCCAAACCGGGGUGUCCUGCGAGACAAUCAGCGGCUUCCAACAGCUCCCUCUAUGCUCACCUAAAUCACUUUGGGAAGCAAGGACGCACCCGAGAUGGCAAGCAGAAUAUGAUGUCUACCGGGUCAUGUCGCGGGAUGGGCUAGAUCUCUUUGGAGACCUCAUCCAGGCUUGCAAGCAGAGCGAUACAGGACCCGCCAGGGUUAAAUUAGAUACUUGGAAUGCCAAUACUGAUAACUUGGGCAUUGCACUUAGUUUGAGCGCUACAAUGAUGGCAAGAGACUGA